AAAAAAGUGUAGCCCCAAUCUUCGAAAAUUAAAAAACUCAAAACCCAAAAUAUUGAUUGAUUGAUUGAAAAUACGCUGCAAAUGUAAAUUAUUUUUUUCUAAAAAUUAACAAAUAACUGAAUAAAAUGCGUCGAAAUAAUUUUUAGUUAACACGUCGCUUAAGUGCUAGUCUUGUUUUUGUUGGUGUUGGUUCUUUGAGUGAUACGAAAUGGUGAUUCAAAAGAGUUGGAGUAACGUUGAAGCGACGCCUCAAAAUACGCCUGAUAAUUCGGCUAGCAGUUCAUGGAAUUUUCAGGCUCCGACCAAAACGCUAAUUGUACGUGCUAGCGACACAAGCGCAGCAAACAUGCAGAAACAGCCAAUAACACGGCAAAUUGCCAUCAACACACUUGCUGCUAUGCACCGACGAUUCAGCCUUCCCGGUCCAGUUCAACCUCAUUCAAGGCCAAUAGCAGAGUUCCGGGCGAGUGCUAACAAGUCCCUGGAUAUGUUAAGACAGACCAUACAGUCGGCCGUCACAAGAGAGAUUGAUCAAGUCAUCAAAAAGUACCUGGAGAAAUUUUUCGUUCCUGCUGUUAACAAUAUAAGGCUGAAUUUGGGAGAUGAAUCAGUGAGUGAAGAUCAGGUGCGAGCAGUAUGCCGAGCUAUGUUGGACGCAACGCGACUCCUGUACACAACGCCACCAAAACCUACCCCGUCACCUCAAGAGCACAGUGAUUCCGAAUCCAACAAUAGCACAGACACCAAAUUCACCAAGCAGUUGCAGAGUCCAUCCCAAAAGCGCAAAGAAGUGGAACUAGAUACCGAUUUGGGCUUCAGACGCAAGAAAAUAAAGCAAGAGGACAAUUCGGACAGCGCUUCUUCGUCCCCUCUGCCGUCGCCAGCCUUGAGAGACCCGGAGAAGUGGAAUCCUUCAAGACUCACCCAAGACACAUUGUUCAUUAUGGGGUCUCACGCACAUAAAGUAAAUAUAUUUUUAAAUGUUCAUUAUGGGGUUCUGGGACUGGGAAACUCGCGCGGGCGCCUGUACACCAGACACGCCGGGUUGCUCCGUUACCCUGCGGACAGCGCUGAUAAAGAGUGGAUAGCCAGCCACAACUUGGUGAAUGCUGUUGGCGGGAAAACUUACAUCAUGGUAUUAGAAGACAUUGAAGAGCUAGCAAAAAGCGAUGCGUACAAACACAAUUCCUUGCCGAUGCUCGGCGAACUAACGGGCUUCAAAGUCCCUCCAUUCAUGCUCCGCAAAAUAAAAACAUACAUCACCAAAAGAAUCAUGAGUACCGACAACGUAGAAAGCCCUCAACCGUCCACUAGUAACCCCGAAGAAGUGAAACUGGAAGAUAUAAAGAUAGAACCACCGUCUUCGAACUAUGAUAGCAAUAAUUUCAACGCCAGUCAGUAUAUCACUAGCUCAGAUGAUACCAGGGACUUCCCCGAAGUACCCAGUCUGAAGGACGAUGGAGAUUUCGCUGAUAUAAAAGUCGAGGACAUUGAUGACAUAAAGGUGGAUAACAUAAAAGUUGAGGAUUUGGAUGAGAUAGACAAAGUCGAUGGAAUCAAAGUCGGCGAUUUAGAUGUGAGCGUCAAAAUUGAGAGCAUUGAUGACAUUGACGGUAUCAAAGUUGAGGAUAUAAAACUGGAAAAUGACGAUGCGUUUUCGCUUUGUAAAGACACUGACGAUGAUCAGAAUCCAUUGAUCGAUGGGCUUGUGGAAGCCGAUAUAGAGUUUUUGAGCAGGAACUUGGGAAAUAUCGAGAGCGAUGCUGACGCUAGGAAGGCUAUUGAGAAACUGACGGGGGCUAAUCCAGAUACCAUUACUUUGGUUGGCGAUGAGUUCGACUUGGGAUCUACACUUAACAAUACUACUGCCAAUACUAAUUUGUAA
Ostrinia nubilalis (European corn borer) is the source of this 1885-nucleotide messenger RNA. RefSeq lists its product as uncharacterized. Bases 209 to 1885 code for a protein of 558 amino acids. Gene Ontology annotation, molecular function: DNA binding; nucleosome binding. The transcript has 8 exons. Lineage: Eukaryota; Metazoa; Arthropoda; Insecta; Lepidoptera; Crambidae. Gene Ontology annotation, cellular component: nucleus. The record is from RefSeq and is a predicted model, not a curated record.